AUGGCGGCUUCUUUCGAUGGCGAGAUGCUGCCGCCGCCGGCAGCAUCAAUGCGUGGCCGCGACCACACAUAUGGCGGCAACAAUGCUUUUCACAACUUUUACAACGACUAUUCGCACAUCACCGACUCCAACCUACGAAGACGGCUGGCCUUGUCCGAGAUUGACAAGGUCCCUUUUGGACUUUAUCAUGUUCGAGCCGUACUGGUAGCUGGAGCUGGUUUUUUUAUCGAUUCCUACGACAUCUUCGCCAUCAACCUCAUCGUCAGUCUUCUCGGAUUAGUCUUUUACAGCGGCGACACCUCUGUCAACGGCUACGGAGGCAAUGAUGGCAUUCUCCCCGACCCCAUCAACCAGGCCCUCAAGGCCUCCACCAGCGGAGGCAUUGUGUUGGGAAUGUUCUUCUUUGGCUGGCUUGCCGAUGCAUUUGGCCGACGUCGUAUGUACGGCAUCGAGCUCAUCAUCAUCACCAUUGGUACAUUUGGCUGCGCGCUUGCGUCUCCGAGUCCCACGAUUAGUGCCGCCGGCUUAUUGAUCUUCUGGCGCGUCAUGAUGGGAGUCGGUAUCGGUGGCGAUUAUCCACUUUCCAGCGUCAUCACUUCAGAGUUUGCGCCGACACGCUGGCGUGGGGCCAUGAUGGCUGCUGUUUUCUCCAUGCAAGGCCUGGGUCAGCUUUUAGCCGCAAUCGUUGCGCUUAUCACGACCGUGGCGUUCAAGAAGUCGUAUGUCGACAUGACUGCGGAAGGCGCCUGCGAUCUGGCGUGCAGGGAGGCCGCUGAUCGAUCGUGGCGAAUCAUCGUUGGCGUUGGUGCCAUCCCUGCAUGCAUGGCCCUGUACUAUCGUAUCACCAUCCCUGAGACACCUCGCUACACCUUUGAUAUUCAAAACGACGUGGAAAAGGCCGAUGCCGACAUCCGCGCAUACGUGUCGAGCAGGCGAAGGAGCGACCAAGGCUCCAUGACCAUGAAACGAUCCCGUACUGCAACCGUUACCGAGCAGUCGCCGCUCGAUGUGCCCCCAGCCUCGUGGCCCGACAUCGUGAGCUACUUUGGCAAGACCAAGAACCUGAAAAUCCUAAUUGGUACAACCACGUCAUGGUUCUUUCUGGAUCUUGCAUAUUAUGGCCUGGGAUUAAACCAAUCCAUGGUUCUUCAUGCCAUUGGAUAUGCCAACGGACGCACAUUGUACCAUAAACUAUACAACCAAGCCGUAGGGAUGAUUAUACUCGCCUGUGCCGGAUCCAUCCCUGGCUACUGGGCCGCCGUCUUCACAAUCGAUAGCGUCGGUCGGAAGCCUCUUCAGUUUGCUGGCUUUCUCCUCCUCACCGUCAUCUUCUGUAUUCUUGGCUUUGCCUUCCACAGCUUGACCGAAGGAGCAAUGCUCGCUCUCUACAUCAUUGCCCAGUUCCUAUUCAACUUUGGCCCCAACACAACCACCUUUAUUAUCCCUGGAGAAUGCUAUCCUACCCGGUACAGAUCUACCGGCCAUGGUGUCUCGGCCGCCAGUGGCAAGAUUGGCGCCAUCAUUGCCCAGGUUAUUAGUAUCCCGAUACUGAGUCAAGACUCUCCCCCCAAUUGCCAAGGCAAGGAGUGCUCGCCGCACUUGAACCGCCUUUUACAGCUUUUCGCUCUCUUCAUGCUCCUGGGGACGAUAGUUACGCUAUUGGUCCCGGAGACCAAAGGACUGACCUUGGAAGAACUAUCGGGCGAAGCGCGUACCAGCUAUAAUGCCGGAUGCAACGGCAGCAUUAAUAUUACAUCGCCUCGAUUAGGCCCCUGGAAUCCCUUCAAAGGCGGACGGCCGGCCGGAUUCUUCUACCCGCGGGCACACGGCACCUCAUUUGCAAAUGGCCGACGAUCUCCUCGAGCUGGCAUUAUGGAAUCACCAGAGAUAUUCGCCCAGCACGAUGAAACCAAGAAGCGAACGCGAUUUUGGCGAAGAAGAAACCGAAAAUCUCAGGCUCGGAGCGACAGAACUGACGAGAUUGCCUUGAGCCAACACCCAGGCAGCUUCCAUGAAAACGCUGGUUCGGACGAGAUUACACUGACAGAUGGCUUUAUGAUGCCUGGAGGAGCGAGCUCGUCGCGACAUCGUGCGCCCUACAUGCAGCAAGAACUACCAACCUGGGGAGCCGGAUGGGGUAGGAUAGAUAGGGGCGGACCCCCUCCCUUGGCGACAUCAAUGCAGUUGCAAGAUGUUGGAUCACUUUUGAAAGACUGA
Trichoderma atroviride IMI 206040 is the source of this 2217-nucleotide messenger RNA. RefSeq lists its product as uncharacterized. Gene Ontology annotation, biological process: phosphate ion transport; transmembrane transport. Gene Ontology annotation, cellular component: membrane. Lineage: Eukaryota; Fungi; Ascomycota; Sordariomycetes; Hypocreales; Hypocreaceae. Gene Ontology annotation, molecular function: phosphate transmembrane transporter activity. The record is from RefSeq and is a predicted model, not a curated record.